Molecule: messenger RNA, 885 nt
Organism: Triticum aestivum (bread wheat)
Lineage: Eukaryota; Viridiplantae; Streptophyta; Magnoliopsida; Poales; Poaceae
Product: RING-H2 finger protein ATL39-like
Exons: 1
Coding region: 102-551 (149 amino acids)
Source: RefSeq, a predicted model, not a curated record
AGCACUGUGCACGCAACAAGAAGAGACAUAAAAUCGAAUCAUGUUGCUCCAGCGCCAGUUAGCCUACUCAACUGCGGCGCCCGUUCCCAGCCUCGAGCGCUAUGCAUUUCGCCAUGUCGCCCGACAGCCUCCUCCACUUCUACGCCGCCGCGGCGGCCGUCACCGCCGCCUUCGGCCUCUUCUCGCUGUACAGGCACCUCGUGCGCCGCCGGCGGCACAACCCCGGCAUGGAGGCUCCGGACGGGGAUUCCGAGGAGCGCCGGCCGCUCGCGGUGACUACGGUGGCGUCGAGCCUUCUCCCGCCCUUCAUGUACAACCGGCUCGUCCGGCACAGCGGCAAGGGCGACGGCGCGGGCUCGACGGAGUGCGCGGUCUGCCUCGGCGCCAUCCGGGUCGGCGCCAUGGCGAAGCUGCUGCCGGCGUGCGCCCACGUGUACCACGUCGAGUGCAUCGACCUGUGGCUGGCCUCGCACUCGACGUGCCCUCUCUGCCGGCGCAGGGUCGGCGAUGAUCGCCCGGCUCAGGACCUUGCCUGUCUUUCACCUGCAUAGAUUGAUCGACCAUCACGUAGGCAAGACCGCAAGAGAUAUCUGUACAGUUUUUUUUUUCUUUUUUCCUUUUUGAACUUCGAGAUAAAAUCUGCAUGUAUGCUGGUGUAUAGUGUGUGAACUGUAGACUCGUGUGUUUCACUGGAGUUGCAUUCGGAUUUCUCAGCCGUCAGGAUCCCAUGAAGGCAUGAAUUGAUUGCCAAAAUACACACUUCCAGUGUCUACAUGUGAGAUCGAGAUAUUUCUGGCCGAUGCAGCAUUCGAGCAGGGCAGCAGGGGAAUGCAUGACAUAAUGCCAAUGUAAUCAUCAGGAAUGCCAUAAUGAGAUAUUACACAU